Messenger RNA from Perkinsus marinus ATCC 50983, 7593 nucleotides. RefSeq names its product succinate dehydrogenase, putative. Gene Ontology annotation, cellular component: membrane. The transcript has 3 exons. The record is from RefSeq and is a predicted model, not a curated record. Gene Ontology annotation, molecular function: oxidoreductase activity; FMN binding; heme binding. Lineage: Eukaryota; Perkinsozoa; Perkinsida; Perkinsidae. The coding region runs from base 1 to 7593 and encodes 2530 amino acids.
AUGUCCUCUACAGCAACUCAACCCAACCAAGUUAUCGUGGUUGGUGGCGGUCUUGCAGGGUUUUCUGCUGCUAAUAGUAUUCUUGAGCAUGGUGGUAACGUUUUGCUCAUUGACAAGUCAGCGUUCUGCGGCGGUAACUCCUCCAAGGCUACUUCUGGCAUCAAUGGUUCGUGCACCAGAACUCAGAAGAAGCUCGGUAUCGAGGAUUCGAACAAGUUGUUCGAAUUCGACUGUAUGAAGGGUGGCUCCAAGAGUCCUGAGCUUAUCAAUACCAUGGUUGAGCAUUCCGGCUCCUCGGUCAACUGGCUCAUGGACAACUUCGAUCUCGAUCUUUCUCUUCUAUCUCGUUUGGGUGGUCACUCUGUUGAGCGUACCCAUCGUGGUAAGGAGCGUUUCCCUGGUAUGACUAUCACUUACGCUGAGAUGCAGAUGGCAGAGGCUAUUUCCAAGGCCCUACCUGAUAGAUGCCAGAUCAUCAAUAAGGCCCGUGCUACCGAGUUGCUCACCAACAAAGAAGGUGACGUGAUUGGUGUUCUGUAUACGACUAACGAUGGUCAAUCACAUAAGGUUUACGGUCCGGUCGUCCUCGCAACUGGUGGAUACGGUGCCGAUUUCACUAAAGAUGGUCUCUUGGCUAAGUACCGUCCUGACUUGCUCAAGUUGUCUACUACUAACGGAGAGCAUUGUACUGGUGAUGGCAUCAAGAUGGGUGUUGCUGCCAAUGCUGAUGUCGUUGAUCUCGAGUGGGUACAGGUUCAUCCUACCGGUCUCGUAAACCCCAAGGACCCUGACAGUAAGGUCAAAUUCCUGGCUGCUGAGGCUCUUCGUGGUGUUGGUGGAAUCUUGCUCGAUGCUGAUGGUCAUCGUUUCUCCAAUGAGCUUGGCCGUCGUGAUUAUGUGUCCGAUAAGAUGUUCCACAACAAGGGUCCCUUCCGUUUGGUAUUGAACACUGCUUCGGCCAACGAAAUUCGCUGGCAUGUUGAGCACUACAAGGGCCGUGGUGUCAUGAAGGACUUCGACAGUGCUUACGAUCUCGCUAAGGAGAUGGGCAUUCCCGCUUCUACCUUGGAGCAGACCUUCAAGGAUUACAAGGAGGUUGCUGAUAAGCAGGAGGCCAACCCCGAUGGUGGUGAGUAUGAUGCUUAUCCGACCGGUAAGACCUUCGAUAAGUUCGGCAAGAAGUUCUUCACGAACUACGACUUCAAGAUGGACGAUCACUAUAGCGUCGCCAUUGUCACUCCUCUUGUUCACUACUGCAUGGGUGGUCUCAAGAUCGACACGGCCGGUCGCGUCAUCAGCAAGGAGACGAAGAAGCCAAUCCGUGGUCUCUAUGCUGCUGGUGAAGUUAUGGGAGGUGUUCAUGGUAACAACCGUUUGGGUGGUAACUCCCUCCUCGAUUGCGUUGUCUACGGCAGAAUUACCGGAAAGGACGCCUGUAAGAAUUUCCUUCCUGCCCGAGAAGACGUGCCUUUGAAGGAUCUUGCCCUCGGUCGUACGAAGCCCAACAAGCGUGCCAUUAUUGUUGGUGGUGGUUUGGCUGGUUUCAGUGCCUGCAAUUCGAUCCUUGAGCACGGUGGCAGCGUGUUGUUGCUUGAUAAGUCUGCUUUCUGUGGUGGUAACUCGUCUAAGGCCACUUCUGGUAUCAAUGGAUCUUGCACUAAGACUCAGAAGAGACUUGGCAUCAAGGAUUCCAAUGAGCUGUUCGAGUUCGAUUGCAUGAAGGGUGGUUCCAAGAAUCCUCAACUCAUCAAGACCAUGGUCGAAGCUUCUGGCCCUUCCGUUGACUGGUUAAUGGAGAACUUCGAUCUCGAUCUUUCUCUACUUUCUCGUUUGGGUGGUCACUCUGUUGAGCGUACCCAUCGUGGAAAGGAGCGCUUCCCUGGUAUGACUAUCACUUAUGCUGAAAUGCAAAUGGCCGAGGCUAUCUCCAAGGCCCUGCCUGAUAGGUGCCAGAUCAUGAACAAGGCUAGGGUGACCGAUCUCAUCACUGGGGAUGACGGUGAGGUCAUUGGUGUUCGCUACACUAAAGAUGGCAAGGAACGUUCCGAGUUCGGUCCUGUCAUUCUUGCAACGGGUGGGUUCGGUGCUGAUUUCUCGAAGGACGGUCUACUCGCCAAGUAUCGUCCCGACUUGCUCAAGUUGUCCACUACCAACGGUGAGCACUGCACUGGCGAUGGAAUCAAGAUGGGUGUGGCGAUUGGUGCUAAGGCAAUUGAUCUCGAGUGGGUACAGGUUCAUCCUACCGGUCUCGUGAACCCCAAGGACCCUGACAGUAAGGUCAAGUUCUUGGCUGCUGAGGCUCUUCGUGGUGUUGGUGGGAUCUUGCUCGAUGCUGAUGGUCAUCGUUUCUCCAAUGAGCUUGGUCGUCGUGAUUAUGUGUCCGAUAGGAUGUUCCACAACAAGGGUCCCUUCCGUUUGGUAUUGAACACUGCUUCGGCCAACGAAAUUCGCUGGCAUGUUGAGCACUACAAGGGCCGUGGUGUCAUGAAGGAUUUCGACAGUGCUUACGAUCUCGCUAAGGAGAUGGGCAUUCCGGCUUCUACCUUGGAGCAGACCUUCAAGGAUUACAAGGUGGUUGCUGAUAAGCAGGAGGCCAACCCCGAUGGUGGUGAGUAUGAUGCUUAUCCGACCGGCAAGACCUUCGAUAAGUUCGGCAAGAAGUUCUUCACGAACUACGACUUCAAGAUGGACGAUCACUAUAGCGUCGCUAUUGUCACUCCUCUUGUUCACUAUUGUAUGGGCGGUCUUAAGAUUGAUACUUCUUCUCAUGUCAUUGGCGAGGGCGAUAAGCCUAUUCGCGGCCUUUACGCUGCCGGUGAGGUCAUGGGAGGCGUUCACGGCAACAACCGUUUAGGUGGCAAUUCUCUACUUGAUUGUGUUGCCUAUGGUCGUAUCUCCGGCAAGGAUUUGAUGGAUACUUUCUUCCAAUCUGCCAAGCCUGUAGCUUUGAAGGACUUAGCUACUGGAAGAACGGAGCCUCGUAGACCUGCGAUAGUUGUUGGUGGUGGUCUUGCAGGUUUCUCUGCCGCUAACACCAUCUUGGAACGCGGUGGCGAAGUUAUCCUCAUCGAUAAGUCUGCCUUCUGUGGUGGUAACUCGUCCAAGGCCACUUCUGGUAUCAAUGGAUCUUGCACUAAGACUCAGAAGAGACUUGGCAUCAAGGAUUCCAAUGAGCUGUUCGAGUUCGAUUGCAUGAAGGGUGGUUCCAAGAAUCCUCAACUCAUCAAGACCAUGGUCGAAGCGUCUGGUGCUUCCGUCGAAUGGUUGAUGGAUAACUUCGAUCUCGAUCUUUCUCUACUCUCUCGUUUGGGUGGUCACUCUGUUGAGCGUACCCAUCGUGGAAAGGAGCGCUUCCCUGGUAUGACUAUCACCUAUGCUGAAAUGCAAAUGGCCGAGGCUAUCUCCAAGGCUCUGCCUGAUAGGUGUCAGAUCAUGAACAAGGCUCGUGCUACUGAGCUUGUUCAGAAUGACAAGGGUGAUGUUGUUGGUGUGAAGUAUGAGAAGGGUGGCAAGACAUAUACGCUGGAGGGACCUGUUAUCCUCGCUACCGGUGGUUAUGGUGCCGAUUUCUCUAAGGAUGGUCUAUUAGCCAAGUACCGUCCCGACUUGCUCAAGUUGUCCACUACCAAUGGCGAGCAUUGCACUGGUGAUGGAAUCAAGAUGGGUGUUGCAGUUGGUGCCCAAACUAUUGAUCUCGAGUGGGUACAGGUUCAUCCUACCGGUCUCGUGAACCCCAAGGACCCUGACAGUAAGGUCAAGUUCUUGGCUGCUGAGGCUCUUCGUGGUGUUGGUGGAAUCUUGCUCGAUGCUGAUGGUCAUCGCUUCGCCAAUGAGCUUGGCCGUCGUGAUUAUGUGUCCGAUAAGAUGUUCCACAACAAGGGUCCCUUCCGUUUGGUAUUGAACACUGCUGCGUCUGACGAGAUUCGCUGGCAUGUUGAGCACUACAAGGGCCGUGGUGUCAUGAAGGAGUUCAGCAGUGCUUACGAUCUCGCUAAGGAGAUGGGCAUUCCUGCUUCUACCUUGGAGCAGACCUUCAAGGAUUACAAGGUGGUUGCUGAUAAGCAGGAGGCCAACCCUGAUGGUGGUGAGUAUGAUGCUUAUCCGACCGGUAAGACCUUCGAUAAGUUCGGCAAGAAGUUUUUCACGAAUUACGACCUCAAGAUGGACGACCACUACAACGUCGCUAUUGUCACUCCUCUGGUCCAUUACUGUAUGGGUGGCCUCAAGAUUGAUGAGUUCUCUCAUGUUCUUGGUAAGGAGGACAAGCCUAUCCGUGGUCUGUAUGCUGCCGGUGAAUUGAUGGGUGGUGUUCACGGCAACAACAGAUUGGGUGGUAACUCUCUUCUGGAUUGUGUUGCUUACGGCCGUAUUUCUGGUAACAACCUCAUCGACACUUUCUAUCCUAAGUGCGAGCGUGUUCCUCUGAAGGAUCUCGAGGAUGGUCGUACUGAGUCUCGUAAACGUGUUAUUGUUGUUGGUGGUGGUCUUGCUGGUUUCUCUGCCGCGAACACUGUUCUUGAACACGGCGGGGAAGUACUCUUGGUUGACAAGUCGGCCUUCUGUGGUGGCAAUUCAUCGAAGGCAACUUCGGGUAUCAACGGUUCCGGCACCAAGACUCAAGAGAGGCUCGGUAUAAAGGAUUCUAAUGAGCUCUUCGAGUUCGACUGUAUGAAGGGUGGCUCCAAGAGCCCAGAGCUCAUUAACACUAUGGUUGAGCAUUCUGGUCCUUCUGUUAACUGGCUUAUGGAUGUCUUCGGUCUCGAUCUUUCUCUUCUAUCUCGUCUGGGCGGUCACUCUGUAGAGCGUACUCAUCGUGGUAAGGAGCGUUUCCCUGGUAUGACCAUUACGUAUGCUGAGAUGCAGAUGGCUGAGGCUAUUGCCAAGGCACAUCCAGAUAAGUGCCAGAUUAUCAACAAGGCGAGAGCUACUGAGCUCGAAACUGAUAAUGAAGGCAAUGUUAUCGGUGUCAAGUACGAGAAGGAUGGUAAAUCCUAUGUUGUUGAUGGCCCUGUUAUCCUCGCAACUGGUGGAUACGGUGCCGAUUUCACUAAAGAUGGUCUCUUGGCUAAGUACCGUCCUGACUUGCUCAAGUUGUCUACUACUAACGGAGAGCAUUGCACCGGUGAUGGCAUCAAGAUGGGUGUUGCUGCCGAUGCUGAUGUAGUUGAUCUCGAGUGGGUACAGGUUCAUCCUACCGGUCUCGUGAACCCCAAGGACCCUGACAGUAAGGUCAAGUUCUUGGCUGCUGAGGCUCUUCGUGGUGUUGGUGGAAUCUUGCUCGAUGCUGAUGGUCAUCGUUUCUCCAAUGAGCUUGGCCGUCGUGAUUAUGUGUCCGAUAGGAUGUUCCACAACAAGGGUCCCUUCCGUUUGGUAUUGAACACUGCUUCGGCCAACGAAAUUCGCUGGCAUGUUGAGCACUACAAGGGCCGUGGUGUCAUGAAGGACUUCGACAGUGCUUACGAUCUCGCUAAGGAGAUGGGCAUUCCGGCUUCUACCUUGGAGCAGACCUUCAAGGAUUACAAGGAGGUUGCCAGUAAACAGGAGGCCAACCCCGAUGGUGGUGAGUAUGAUGCCUAUCCGACCGGUAAGACCUUCGAUAAGUUCGGCAAGAAGUUCUUCACGAACUACGACUUCAAGAUGGACGAUCACUAUAGCGUCGCCAUUGUCACUCCUCUUGUUCACUACUGCAUGGGUGGUCUCAAGAUCGACACGGCCGGUCGCGUCAUUAGCAAGGAGACGAAGAAGCCAAUUCGUGGUCUCUAUGCUGCCGGUGAAGUUAUGGGAGGUGUCCAUGGCAACAACCGUUUGGGCGGUAACUCGCUUCUCGAUUGUGUUGUCUUCGGUCGCUUGACUGCUGACGAUGCUUGUGAGGGUCUCCUUGGUCUCAAGAAGAGCGUCUCUCUGCCUGCUCUUGCUAAGGCACCUGCUAGCGUACCCAAGAAGGUUGCUCAAGCUAAGGUUGCUGCGGCUCCUGCUGCUCCUGUUGUACACGGCUACACUAAGGAGGAAGUCGCUAAGCACACCACUGAGAGUGAUUGCUGGGUUAUCAUCAAUGGCCAGGUCUUGAAUGUCACGAACUUCCUUCCAGAACAUCCUGGUGGAAAACUUGCCAUCAUGACCUUUGCAGGCAAAGAUGCUAGUAAGGAGUUCAACAUGAUCCAUCCAUCUGAUGUCAUUGAGAAGUAUGCCCCCGAUUGUGUCCUCGGUCCUGUUGUUGACAAGGCUACUGCUGCUGCUGCUCCUGUUGCUCCGUCUACUCCUGCUGCAGUGACGGUCACUCCGACAAAUUCUGCUGCCGCUGGUAAGUCGUAUACUAUGGAAGAGAUCUCGAAGCACAAUUCCCGUGAAUCUUGCUGGGUUGUGAUCGAUGGUGAGGUCUUGGAUGUUACGGGUUUCUUGCCUGAUCAUCCUGGUGGAGAUAUCUCUAUUCUCAACUAUGGUGGUAAGGAUGCUACUGAGCCCUNNNNGUGGCUCCCGUUGUUGCAACUUCUGCUGCUGCGAGCGGUAUCACAAUGGACGAAGUCGCCAAACAUACGACUGAGGAUGAUUGCUGGGUUGUCAUCAAUGGAUGCAUCCAAGGAGUUCAACAUGAUCCAUCCGGCUGGUGUGAUUGAGAAGUAUGCUCCCGACGCUACUUUGGGACCACUUGUUGAGAAGGCUGUCGGUCCUGCAGCUGCUGGUGGUGACUUGUCCCAGCCUCUUCUUGCUGACCAGUUUGAGUCCAAGGCUCUCACUGAACAGUGGUGGGGUGAGGAUCGUAACAAGUCGGACAUGUUCGGGCCACUCGGACCAUCCAUCAGCUCCUACGCCAUCUCUCUCUGCUACCUGAUUUGGAUGUUCGUCAUUGACACUCUCAAGACUAUCUUCAGUGUCAAGAAUUACAAGGUCCUGUCUGAUAAGUCUGGGUUGCAGCGUUCAGCUAUUUUCAUGAUGGUCUUCGUCACUAUUCAUGCUCUCGGUAACAUCAACCUGUUGGUUGGUGAUAGGAACUUCGAGGGUUAUGCUUAUCUCUUGAACCAUCCCUGUCCUUGGAGUACACUAUUCCUCCCUGUUGAGAUUUAUCUCUUGCUCGCCGGAAUUCUUCAUGUUGUUGUGGCUACUGUCCGUACCUUCAAGUUCAAGUCUAUGAACUCGUCGUUCCGCGACUUGGAGAUGUUCAUCACUGGUUGCAUUCUACUCAUCUUCCUCAUUGUGCAUCUUAUCCAGUUCCGUUUCGUUUCGGAGGCCUCGGCACCUAAGUACUGGAUGCGUGAUAACUGGUUCCCUUGUGCUGAUGAUGAUACAAGUUGUCCGAUCAUUCACUUCAAGGAUCUCUACAAAAUGGCAUUCCAGAUCUUUGAGAGCUUCGGUUGGGUGUGCUUCUAUAUCGUUGGCGUUAUUGCUUUCUUUAUUCAUAUGAAGAGUGGUCUCAGUCGUGUCAUCAUGACGAACGGCAAUAUCCCGAGGAAGUACAAGAGCACUACCCAGUUCUGGGGAUCAGUUAUGUCCUGGGUGCUUUUCCUUCUAUACCUUACAUAUCCUCUCUUCGCCUACUUCAACCCUGUCAAGGACUGGGCUGCGUAUGAUGCGAAGCAGAUUCGUCCACAGGCUUAG